Megalobrama amblycephala (Wuchang bream) is the source of this 1100-nucleotide messenger RNA. RefSeq names its product protein Wnt-8a. Bases 1 to 993 code for a protein of 330 amino acids. NCBI's taxonomy places the organism in Eukaryota, Metazoa, Chordata, Actinopteri, Cypriniformes, Xenocyprididae. Gene Ontology annotation, biological process: neuron differentiation; cell fate commitment; multicellular organism development. The record is from RefSeq and is a predicted model, not a curated record. Gene Ontology annotation, molecular function: frizzled binding; cytokine activity. The transcript is spliced from 5 exons. Gene Ontology annotation, cellular component: extracellular region.
AUGAACAAUUUGCUGAUGACUGGACCAAAGGCUUAUCUUACAUAUGCAAGUAGUGUGCGGGUCGGUGCUCAGAAUGGGAUACACGAAUGCAAACAUCAGUUUGCUUGGGACAGGUGGAACUGCCCGGACAGCGCGCUGCAACUUUCCACACAUAAAGGCUUUAGAAGUGCAACGAGAGAGACGUCAUUUGUCCACGCAAUAAGCGCAGCUGGGGUUAUGUAUACUUUAACCAGAAACUGCAGUCUCGGAGAUUUGGACAACUGCGGAUGUGACAGUUCGAGGAACGGCAAACUCGGGGGUCGUGGAUGGCUUUGGGGAGGAUGUAGCGACAACGUGGAUUUUGGAGAGAGAAUUUCUAAACAAUACGUGGAUGCGCUCGAGACUGGACAAGACUCUCGAGCUGCAGUUAAUCUUCAUAAUAAUGAAGCUGGACGUUUGGCUGUAAAGGCGACCAUGAAGAGGAUCUGUAGGUGCCAUGGCAUGUCAGAAAGUUGCACAAUGCAAACGUGCUGGAUGCAGCUUUCUGAUUUCCGUGAGAUUGGCAAUUACCUGAAAGUGAAGCACGACCAGGCCCAGAAGCUCGAAAUGGACAAGAGACGAAUGCGCGCGGGCAACACCGCAGACAACCGCGUUGCCAUGGCAGACGCUUUCGGCUCCAUCGCCCGGACAGAGCUCAUAUAUCUAGAGGAUUCGCCGGAUUAUUGCGCCAAGAACCUGAGCCUCGGGCUUCCUGGCACAGAGGGUCGGGAGUGCCUGCAGCACGGAGAAAGUCUCACUCAGUGGGAACGGCGAAGCUGCCGCAGACUGUGCCACGAGUGCGGUCUGCGGGUGGAGGAGAGGCGCACGGAGGUAGUGAGUAGCUGCAACUGCAAGUUCCACUGGUGCUGCACAGUAAAGUGCGAGAACUGUUCUCAGGUCACUGUCAAACACGUUUGCGCCCGGAGACACGGAAGCCACGGUCACCAAAGACGCAAACCCCGAGGACCAAAAUAAAACACCCCUUAAACUAUUUUCUUAGGAAAACACCUCCACCUGCACUUUUUCCCUUAAUAUUUUUUAUUAUUUCUGUACAUAUUCAAAUAUAUAUUAAGGUAUUAUAA